GUGUGUUGUGUGCUUAGGGCCAUUUUCAGAUAGCACACGGCUCUGUGAGAAGGGUGGGCAGUGAAGUGCUCUCUGGCAAGAGCAAUUUUCUGAGCUGAGUCUUAUCACCAUCUUCUAGGCUCCUAUGUCAAAGCAGAGACUUCUCAUCAAAGGGGGAAAAGUUGUGAAUGAUGACCAGUCUGUGGUGGCUGAUGUGUACGUGGAGGACGGAAUUGUGCAGCAAGUGGGACCAAACCUAAACCCCGAGCCCCCCACUGGACUCACCGUGCUGGAUGCAACUGACAAGCUGGUGAUCCCCGGAGGCAUCGAUACUCAUACACACAUGCAGUUCCCUUUUAUGGGUAGCAAGUCAAAAGAUGACUUCCAUACAGGCACAAAGGCUGCUGUAGCGGGAGGCACCACUAUGAUCAUCGACUUUGCCAUUCCUCAAAAAGGCUCCUCUCUUAUUGAAGCUUUUGAUUUGUGGAAAAGCUGGGCAGACCCGAAAGUCUGCUGUGAUUAUUCAUUGCAUGUGGCAGUUACAUGGUGGAGCAACAAGGUGAAGGAAGAAAUGAAAAGUCUUGUUGAGAACAAGGGUGUCAACUCCUUCAAGAUGUUUAUGGCCUAUAAAGAUGUGUACAUGCUCAAUGAUGAGGAAUUAUAUGAAGCCUUUUCCUACUGUAGGGAACUUGGAGCAGUUGCUCAAGUCCAUGCAGAGAAUGGUGACCUGAUUGCACAGAAUUCUAAGAAGUUGCUGUCAAUGGGAAUAACUGGUCCUGAAGGGCAUAUUCUCUCACGUCCAGAGGAAGUCGAAGCUGAAGCAACACAGAGAGCAAUUACCAUAGCAAAUGCUGUAAACUGUCCCCUUUUUGUUGUCCAUGUAAUGAGUAAAUCUGCAGCAAGGGUGCUAGCCAGUGCACGAAGAGAAGGAAAGGUGGUUUAUGGGGAGACUAUUGCUGCUUGUCUUGGCACCGAUGGUACCAACUACUGGAAUAAAGACUGGGCUCAUGCUGCAGCACAUGUAAUGGGUCCGCCACUAAGACCAGAUCCUUCUACUCCUGAUUUCCUCAUGAACUUACUGGCCAAUGCUGACCUGUCUGUGACAGCGACUGACAAUUGCACUUUUGACAUAUGCCAGAAAGCUCUGGGAAAGGAUGAUUUCACUAAAAUCCCUAAUGGAGUGAAUGGCGUGGAAGAUAGGAUGUCAGUCGUAUGGGAAAAAGGCGUUCACAGUGGAAAAAUGGAUGAAAACAAAUUUGUAGCUGUUACCAGCACAAAUGCAGCAAAAAUCUUUAACCUUUACCCAAAGAAGGGGAGAAUUGCUGUGGGUUCUGAUGCUGACAUCGUAAUUUGGGAUCCCAAAGCUACCAGGACAAUAUCUGCAAAGACUCAUCACCAGGCCAAUGACUUCAAUAUAUUUGAAGGAAUGGUCUGCCAUGGAGUCUGUGUUGCGACAGUUUCAAGAGGCAAAGUGGUUUAUGAAGGCGGAGUUGUCAAAGUCACAGCAGGAGAAGGCAAAUACGUCUCCCGUCCACCAUUCUCUCCAUAUGUCUACAAACGAGUCAGGCAGCGGGAGAAGGUCUGUCAGCCGGUUCCUGUUAAGAGAGCACCAUAUACAGGUCUGGUCUCAGUUACACCCAUCGCACCAAAAUAAUAGCUGUGUUCCCAAGGUUUGGUUCUUGCAGAUAAAAGCAAAUGAAAAUGACCCUGCUGUCCUCACCAAAGCAAUGCAUGCUGGUUCCAACAGUCAGCUCACAAUCAACUUCACAAGAGCCAGCAUGAAACAUCAGUAACCAAUAAACAUACUGGGCUUCCUGCAUGAA
Molecule: messenger RNA, 1802 nt
Organism: Anas platyrhynchos (mallard)
Lineage: Eukaryota; Metazoa; Chordata; Aves; Anseriformes; Anatidae
Product: dihydropyrimidinase
Biological process (GO): pyrimidine nucleobase catabolic process
Cellular component (GO): cytoplasm; cytosol
Molecular function (GO): dihydropyrimidinase activity
Source: RefSeq, a predicted model, not a curated record